This is a messenger RNA of Caenorhabditis remanei, 423 nucleotides long. RefSeq lists its product as uncharacterized. Gene Ontology annotation, biological process: translation. The record is from RefSeq and is a predicted model, not a curated record. The transcript is spliced from 2 exons. Gene Ontology annotation, molecular function: structural constituent of ribosome; large ribosomal subunit rRNA binding. NCBI's taxonomy places the organism in Eukaryota, Metazoa, Nematoda, Chromadorea, Rhabditida, Rhabditidae. Bases 1 to 423 code for a protein of 140 amino acids. Gene Ontology annotation, cellular component: ribosome; cytosolic large ribosomal subunit.
AUGUCGAAGAGAGGACGUGGAGGAGCUUCUGGAGCCAAAUUCCGCAUUUCCCUUGGUCUCCCAGUCGGUGCUGUCAUGAACUGUGCCGACAACACCGGAGCUAAGAACUUGUUCGUCAUCUCCGUUUACGGAAUCCGUGGACGUCUCAACAGAUUGCCAAGUGCUGGAGUUGGAGAUAUGUUCGUGUGCUCCGUCAAGAAGGGAAAGCCAGAGCUCAGAAAGAAGGUUCUCCAAGGAGUCGUCAUCAGACAGCGCAAGCAAUUCCGCAGAAAGGACGGUACCUUCAUCUACUUCGAGGAUAACGCAGGAGUUAUUGUCAACAACAAGGGAGAAAUGAAGGGAUCCGCCAUCACCGGACCAGUCGCCAAGGAGUGCGCUGAUCUCUGGCCAAGAAUUGCUGCUAAUGCAGGAUCCAUCGCCUAA